This is a messenger RNA of Didymodactylos carnosus, 1998 nucleotides long. NCBI's taxonomy places the organism in Eukaryota, Metazoa, Rotifera, Eurotatoria, Philodinida, Philodinidae. The record is from the annotation of a GenBank genome assembly.
AUGCGUUUAAUAUCAAAAACUCAAUUCAAUCUAUGUCAUAAACUCAAAUCAUCCACUAUCAAACACAUCACACGUUCAUUAGCUGUACAAACACAAGAAAAACAUAAUGUAGAAGCCAAACAUUCAAAUGGAGCACAUGCUACAUCAAAUUAUAAAAUAAUCGAUCACACGUAUGAUGCCAUUGUCGUAGGAGCGGGUGGAUCUGGACUGCGAGCUGCAUAUGGAUUAUCAACAGCCGGUUUCAAAACAGCUGUGAUUAGUAAAUUAUUUCCAACAAGAAGUCAUACAGUGGCCGCACAAGGUGGAAUAAAUGCAGCGCUUGGAAAUAUGGAGCCAGAUGAUUGGAGAUGGCAUAUGUACGAUACGGUUAAAGGUUCAGAUUGGUUAGGUGACCAAGAUGCAAUUCAUUAUAUGGCAGAAGAAGCAUCCAGAGCCGUUGUUGAAUUAGAAAAUAUUGGUAUGCCAUUUAGUCGCACAAAAGAUGGUAAAAUUUUACAGCGUGCAUUUGGUGGACAAUCGUAUAAUUUUGGUAGAGGUGGACAAGCAAGACGAUGUUGUUGUGUAGCCGAUCGUACAGGACAUGCAAUGUUACACACACUAUACGGACAAUCGUUAAAAUAUGCUACAGAUUAUUUUAUUGAAUAUUUUGCCCUUGAUUUGGUUAUGAACAAAGAUGAAUGUGUGGGGGUUAUUGCUAUGAAUCUUGAAGAUGGAUCAAUACAUCGAUUCCAAGCGAAUAAUACCGUUUUAGCCACUGGUGGUUAUGGUCGGGCUUAUUUCUCCUGUACUUCAGCUCAUACUUGUACUGGUGAUGGCAAUGCUUUAGUAACAAGAGCUGGAUUAAAAAAUCAAGAUAUGGAAUUCGUACAAUUUCAUCCAACGGGUAUUUAUGGUGCCGGUUGUCUAAUAACAGAGGGUUCUCGUGGCGAAGGUGGAAUUUUGAUAAAUGCGAAUGGAGAAAGAUUUAUGGAACGUUAUGCACCUGUAGCUAAAGAUUUAGCAUCGAGAGACGUUGUAUCACGAUCAAUGACUAUUGAAAUUAGAGAGGGAAGAGGUGUUGGAAAAGAGCAUGAUCACAUCUAUUUACAAUUAAGUCAUCUGGAUCCAAAACUUUUACAUGAACGUCUGCCAGGUAUUAGUGAAACAGCACGCGUUUUUGCCGGCGUUGAUGUGACUAAAGAGCCAAUACCUGUAUUACCUACUGUUCACUAUAAUAUGGGCGGAGUACCAACGAAUUAUAAAGGGCAAAUAAUACAAACAGACAAAAAUGGAAAAGAUCGCGUUAUUAAAGGACUGUAUGCGUGUGGAGAAUGUGCAUCGGCUAGUGUACAUGGAGCUAAUCGUUUGGGAGCAAAUUCUCUACUGGAUUUAGUCGUAUUUGGACGAGCAUGUGCGUUGACUAUAGCCAGUGAGCACAAACCAGGAGAGAAAAUUCAAGAAUUGCCCCAGAAUGCUGGUGAAUCAUCAUUAGCAAAUUUAGAUAAAAUAAGAAAUGCAAAUGGAACAACGACAACAGCACAACUACGACUAAAAAUGCAAAAGGCUAUGCAAAGUCAUGCUGCUGUAUUUCGUGAAGGUACAACAUUGAAAGAAGGAUGUAACGUAAUGGAUGAAAUAUUUCAAGAACAAAAAGAUCUCAAAAUCUUUGAUCGUGGUCUUAUUUGGAAUACCGAUCUUAUUGAAACAUUAGAGUUACAAAAUUUAUUAUUAUUAGCAUUACAAACAAUCUAUGGAGCCGAAGCAAGAAAAGAAAGUAGAGGAGCACAUGCAAGAGAAGAUUAUCCUCAUCGUAUCGAUGAAUAUGAUUAUACUGAUUUAGAAAAAAAUCCCAUUGCUAAUCAAAAGAAAAAACCAUUUGAACAACAUUGGAGAAAACAUACAUUGUCGCACACAGAUCCUCACACAGGAAAAACCACUCUGACUUAUCGUCCAGUUAUUGAUAAAACAUUAGAUGAAUCCAAAUGCGCCAGUGUACCACCAAAACCAAGAGUUUAUUAA